AUGCCCCCGGUGUCCAGGCCGGGGGCUCUGCUGGGCGGGGGUCCUGGCUCAGCUAGGCUGAUCGCGGGGUCUGGCGGUGGCGGCAGGGAGUGCGUCAAGGACAGGCCUAGACACUAGCAGGGAGCGCAGCCCAGAAUGAACCCGGGAACCCCCCGCCCAAGAUGCACCAGGGCACCCCUCUGACCUCCGGGCUCCCGAAGAUGUCAGCGUGCAGUGAGUUUGUGGAGCACAUCUGGAAGCCGGGCUCCUGCAAGAAUUGCUUCUGCUUGCAGAGUGACCACCAGCUGCAGCGGUCCUCCUCCGUGGUCCAACCUGGGGCCCCCAGGAGGGGGCCCACAGAGGAGGAGGGCUGCGGCCCCUCGCCCUGCACCAAGCCCACCAUCGCAGUGAAACCCACCAUGAUGAGCACAGAGAGCACAGAUGCAUGGGCUGGGAUGGAGGCGGGCCCUGAGACCCCACAGGUGCUCUGGAGGCCCACGCCCAGCAAGCUUCCCUUCCUGGAACCCCAAGACACUCCGAGAACCUUCUCCACCAGCAGCCUCAGCCCUCACAGCCUCACCGCCAGCGCCCGGCUGGGUCUGCCCAGCCUGGCAAGGCCAGGGAGCAAGGAUAAGGGAGGCCACGAGGACAGUGCCACCCCUCCCUGUCAGGAAUCACCACCUCUGGUCCACCAGAGCUUCCACCAGAAACUGGCUGCCUUCUUAGAGAGGGCUGGGGGCAGCAGCACGCCUCACACCGGAGGCCUGCCCUCUGCCUCCAGGAGCAAGGAUCUGCAGCCCUCGCCUGGCAGGGACCUCGACGGGGGAGAGUACUGCGCCAUCGCUGAAUGGUGUCCUGCCAGCGUGCAGGGCUCCAGAGGUGGGCACGAGAAGGCCAGGCCUGUACCCCGGGGUGCUGCUGAGACUGCCUCGGCCCGUGAGGAGGGCUGGGGCCCCAACCUGAGCAGGGGACACUGCUGUCAGGACCCUCCAGAGAGCAGCUGCGCCUUCACGUUGGCCCAGAGGAAGCUACCCCAGGCCUUGGAGGCAGCCAGCCUGUCCGAUGGCCUGUCCAACCCCCCUGCUGGGCACCCAGACAGCGACUACUGCUCCCUCUCAAGGCAGCCUGAACUGAGGAGACUGCAUGACCUAGGCCCAAAUGGGGGGAGCCCCAGCAAAUCCUCAGGUUCCCUGAGCCAGCCCCCAGAAUGCAGCCCGCCAGAGCCCAUCUAUGCUGAGAUCACCAAGAGGAAGAAACCGUGCCCACUGUCCUCCACCCUGCCAGGCACAAGUGAGCAGGCUGGGCACAGCCUGGGCCAGGACCCAGCAGGGGAAAGCUGGGGCCGAGGGAGGCCCAAGCCCGAUGUGGCACCCCAGGUGGCGGCCAAGGUGACCAUCAUGGCUGCCCACGUGGAGGACGACCAGCGCACCAUCUACCUCAGUAGUCCUGACUCAGCAGUGGGUGUGCAGUGGCCCUUUGGGCACAUUGGGCCAGGCCUGGAGGAUACCCCCAUGCGAGAGCAGCCACUUCACAACCACCUGCCUGGCCCAAGGAGUGAGGACCUGGGAAGAAGAUGCCCAGCUAUCCCCCCCAAGGUCUGCAAGGGGAACCCUGGGGUGUCUCAUGGGUCCCCAGAGGGCUCUCCACUAGCCCAGCUCAAAGAUGGCUACUGGGGCCAGCCGGCUGUCCCAGGUCCCACAGACACCUCCUCCUCCUCCUCCUCCUACUCCUCUUCUUCCUCCUCCUCCAGUGCCAGGGAGCUCAGCCGGUGCCUGAUGCCAGCUCAGUCUUCCUCCUGGGACCAGAGAAGGCCCCGCUUCCAGGGAGGGGCCAGGAGCUACCAGGGUAGGAUAGAGGAGGAAGACAGGGUUGGGGGGCUGGAUCCAGGGCCAGCCAGCCCAGGAAUGGCUAGGGAGAUGGAGACAGCCAGCGGCAGCCAGCUCUCCCGGGCAGAGAGCAUCUCUGAGCAGCCCAGCCCAGCUGAGGGAGGAGCUGGGCCUGGCAUGAGCAAGUCAGCCUCCUUUGCCUUCGAAUUCCCCAAGGACAGGAGUGAAGCAGAGGAAUUCUCACCUCCUCCCCCUCCUCCAAAGUCAAGGCAUCUAAGAAUGAACAGGAGCAGCUCUGAUCUGGAACAGGCCAGCCUUGGCUUGCCAGACAGCCUCAGUGGCCCCCGCGUCCACUUCACCGCUGGCUCCACAGACAGCCUGACCUCUGACUCCCAGACCUGCAGUGACGGAGGGCUUUCCUUCGAGCCGGCCCCCUGCCCCUCCCCUGGGUGUCGUUCAGAGGAUGGCUCUCCGUGCGGUCCCCUGGGGCCCCUGCAACCUCCUCCGCUGCCCCAGAAGAAGAUGGUCAGCCGAGCUGCAUCUUCUCCUGACGGCCUCUUUCUGGCCCAUGGCUCCCCUGGACGCCGGACCUCAAGUCCCCGGCUGAAUCCCAGCCACUCCGAAACGAGCAUCUGCCACCCUGAAGACUCUCGCUUCCCUGGGCAUGGGCUGGCGGGCCGCACAAGGGGCCCCGAGGCCCAGCUGCAAGGGGCCCAGGGCUUCUCCCCCUCCUCCUCUCAGCUGAGCGUGUCCAGCCAGACCUCCGCCUCCAGCAGCCAGCAGCAGCUCCCCAGCCUCCUCACCAGCAUCACCAGCAAGGAGGCCACGUACGCCAAGCUCAGCGGCCUCUAUGCCCAGUCCCUGGUGCGCCUGGCCGCCAGAUGCGAGCGCCACUUCAUGGGCAGCCAGGGAUCGGAGCCACGCUUCAGCGAGAACAGCUGGUCUCUCUUCAAGUUGACGUGCAACAAACCUUGCUGUGACUCUGGGGAUGCCGUCUACUACUGCGCCACCUGUUCUGAGGACCCCUCCCGGCCAUAUGCAGUGAAGAUCUGUAAAAUGCCUGUGUCCAAGGGGACGUCUUACUGCGACCUGUCGGUGCCCAUUCACUUCAACCUUCAGCAGGACUGUGGCCACUUCAUCGCCUCGGUGCCCUCCAGCAUGCUCAUGUCUCCCGAGGAGCCCCAGGAUCAGGAUUGCGUGGUGGUGAUCACGAGGGAGGUGCCCCACCAGACGGCCGCGGACUUUGUGCGGGACGCGGCCUCCCGCCACUGGGCCGAGCCCGAGGCCUACGAGCGGCGGGUUUGCCUGCUGCUGCUGCAGCUGUGCCAGGGCCUGGAGAGCCUCAAGGAGCAUGGCAUCACGCACCGGGCUCUGUGCCUGGAGAACCUGCUGCUGGCGCCCUGCCCAGGUGCUUCCCUGGGGGACCAGCCACUGCCCCGUCUCAUCAUCAGCAACUUCCUCCAAGCCAAGCAGCAGGCGCGGGUCGGUGGGGGCAGCGGGGCCGAUGAGCAGCAGAGGAGGACCCAGGCGCGCCUGGCGCCCGAGAUCCUGGUGGCCGCCCAGUACAAGAAGGUCGAUGAGUUCCAGACGGGUAUCCUCAUCUACGAGCUGCUGCACCGGCCCAACCCUUUCGAGGAGCGGGCGCAGCUCCAGCAGCAGGACUACAGGGCCGAUGACCUGCCCCCCGUGCCCACCCUGUCCCUCUACUCUGCCGGACUGCAGCGGCUGGCCCACCGGCUGCUGGAGGCUGACCCCAUGAAGCGGCUGCACGUCACGGAGGCCAAGCGGGCCCUGCAGUGCCUGCUGUGGGGACCACGGCGUGAGCUGCUGCAGGGCCCGCUGCAGAACUGGCUGCACAUGAAACGUGCCCUGCUCAUGAUGAAGCUGGCUGAGAAGGCGCUGGAUGACCAGGCCGCCGUGGAGCUGGAGGACUGGCUCUGCUGCCAGUACCUGGCCUCUGCGGAGUCCACGGCCCUGCUGCAGACCCUGAAGCUGCUGCAGCCACUGUGAGCGCCCUGACCGGGCAGGCACGUGGAGUCGGGGACACCCAGACAGACAAACCGAGAGACACGUAUGCCUGGGCACACUCAUGGAGCCAGGGUAGUGCCUGGAGUAGGGACACACACACACGGAUGCCCAGGCAUACACACAUACGCGCGUGCACACUCACUCACUCAUACUCACAGACACAUGCACGGGGCCCCCAGAGUGUGCCCCUCCCCCCUCUCCACACACACACUCACAGAGUCAGGAGGUGGGAGCACCAUGGUCCACUCUUGGGGCUGCAGACCCCAUCUCAUCGUGCCACAGCAAACCAAGCCAGUGGCCGGUUUUGGACUGGCUGCACACCAUCCUUCUGUCUGUCAUGGGCAAAUUAGAGACUUGAGGGUGGGGGUGAGGGUGGGGAAAACAAAGCUGUAGCCCCCAACCUAGGCUCCUCCCAGACCUCCAGAGCAGAAGGGACCUCUGUGUGACCUAGCCCAGCUUGAGUGUUUUGUUUGUUUGGUUUUUUAAAUGGAACUUUGAUUUCAUUCUA
This is a messenger RNA of Vombatus ursinus (common wombat), 4341 nucleotides long. RefSeq names its product PEAK1 related, kinase-activating pseudokinase 1 (gene PRAG1). Lineage: Eukaryota; Metazoa; Chordata; Mammalia; Diprotodontia; Vombatidae. Gene Ontology annotation, molecular function: ATP binding; protein kinase activity. Gene Ontology annotation, biological process: protein phosphorylation. Bases 162 to 3815 code for a protein of 1217 amino acids. The record is from RefSeq and is a predicted model, not a curated record. The transcript is spliced from 6 exons.